Molecule: messenger RNA, 4081 nt
Organism: Vigna umbellata (rice bean)
Lineage: Eukaryota; Viridiplantae; Streptophyta; Magnoliopsida; Fabales; Fabaceae
Source: RefSeq, a predicted model, not a curated record
CUCAAAGUAAAAUCGAAACACACACACGGUUACGCUUUUUCCCUUCAACUAAAUUAACCGAACUCUCUCUUCUGUUCAACUCAAAUUACAAAACACCCCAUAACUAUGCAAUGCCAUCCCCACUUUCUGUGAACACUGAUUCAUCAUCACAUUGCUCUGUCACACCACCUGCUUCUGCCAUAAAGGGAACAAAACAACCUUCCCAAACCCAAAAGUUCCCUCCUUGAUCCCUUCUUCCUUCUCUCUCUCUCUCUCUCUCUCUCUCUCUCUCUCUCUCUCUCUCUCUCUCCUCUGUUCACUCGUCAGAGCAAUCACUUGACACUUGUUCAGCCUUCACCAUGUCCUUUCUAACACCCCCUCUCAUUUACUGCUUUUUACUACUUUGCCAUUUUCCUCUCUUUCUCUUCUUCUAUUGUCCUCGUCUCCCCCCAUCACCACCAUUAUUACCUUUAUUAUUGUUUCAACAACCCCUUUUCUGCGCUACAUUCAAGGGAUUCUUCUUUGUCACUUUCCAACAUUUUCCUUGUUUUUCAUUUGCUCAGGUUCUUUUCUUUUUCUCUGUUCUUGUACCCGCAUUGUCGUUUCGCACGUAAUGUUCGUGUCCAUUGCCAAUCUUUUUUUUUCAUGUGUUGGAAUAUUAUAAUCUGAACUGGAGAUUCUCUUCUUCUUUCCCUGUCCUGUUUUCUUUCUAAUGCUGACGGAAUGGAAACAGUACAUUUUGCUGUUGAGAUAAGAACUAACAUAAUGUCGUAAUGGGGUUGCUUUUGGUUGUAGUCUGAUGAAAGGUUGGUUAGCGCUGUUUCAUGGGGGUUCUGCUUAUGCAAGAGUUAGGCAGUGAUGGAUGGUAGGAGACAUUCUGUUGAUAUUCCUAUUUCUAAAACUCUUGUGGCACUGAGGAGAGUAAGGUCAUUGAGGGAUCCAUCAACUCAUGGUGUCAGCAAACUCUCUCCUUUGAUUCAUGAUGGAGAUUGGGACAAUGGUUCUAGUAAUGGGGUUUCUCUGAGUUUGAGAUUUCUCAACGGUUCUCAUGCUGGUCAUUGCGACGGUAAUGGCUUUUCAAGAUCAAACAGUUUAGACUUUAAGGAUCUGAGAGAGCAGGAAACUGCUGAGUUAGAAUUGAAAAUGUUGAACUAUAAGAUGAACUAUUGUGGGAUCUCUCGUCAGGAAGGGCAACGAGAUGAUGAACAUGUGUACUCUAAUCCUAAGCAGCAAGGUAUUUCUGGAGAUAAAUCGCCAAAUGAAAGCAGUUGUAGUAACCAUGAAGGUGAAAGAUUGGAUUUGGUUGCCAUUACGCCUCCAUGUAAUCAUUUGAGGGAUGGUGAGUUAUGCUAUUUAUCAACUGCAUUGAGAGUAGAUCACUCAAAGUCAGCUAGAAAAUCACUACGCAAGAAUCAAAUGAAACCAUCUGGAGUGGUGGGUGAUAUAGCAAGCCAUGUAGGAAGUCAACAGUGCCUUUCUGUUUAUGAUUCUAUCUCAGCUCGUCGUAGCUUGGAACUUGUCACUCAAGAUGUUGACGCUUUAGAUAAUCGCCAUGGAUGUGGAUUAAGGAGUUGUUGGUCAAAGUCACCAAGGUUUAGAGAAUCAAAUCAUUAUUCCGAAAUAGAAGGUCUUCCCUUGAUAUUGCAGCACGCUAAUGAAACGGAUCUCAAUGGACGUAGAAACAUUGGACACAUUGGUGGUGAAAUUAGUCCAAAUAUGGAAACUCCUAGAAGUUUAUCUGUGAAAUUCAGGCCAAAAUCUUUUGAUGAUUUGGUUGGACAAAAUGUGAUAGGUAAGUCUCUUUUGGGUGCUAUCUAUAGAGGAAGGAUAGCAUCAUUUUAUCUCUUCCAUGGUCCACGCGGCACGGGCAAGACCUCAGCCUCUAGGAUAUUUGCUGCUGCACUGAAUUGCCUAUCAUCUGUGGAGCAAAAGCCUUGUGGUCUGUGUAGAGAAUGCGUUUUGUUCUUCUCUGGAAGAAAUAAGAAUGUUAGUGAAGUAGAUUCUUUGAGAAUCAAUCGUGCAGAGAAAGUUAAAUCCCUUGUUAAGCAUGCAUGCGUUCCUCCAGUUUCUUCAAGCUUUAAAGUGUUCAUUGUUGAUGAGUGCCAGUUAUUGCAUAGGGAAACAUGGGCGUGCCUUUUGAAUAGUCUAGAGAAUGUUUCUCCUCAUGUGGUUUUUGUGAUGAUCACUCCUGAUUUGGAUAACGUUCCUCGGAGUGCAGCAUCACGGGCUCAGAGGUAUCACUUUGCAAAGAUUAAAGAUGUUGACAUCGUAAGAAGAUUAGAAACAAUAUGUGUCGAAGAAGGUCUUGAAUCUGAACAAGUUGCUUUGGACUUCAUUGCUGCUAGAUCCUGUGGUUCUCUUAGGGAUGCAGAAACUAUGCUUGAUCAACUGAGUUUGCUUGGUAAAAAGAUCACAGUAUCCUUAGUCCACGAGCUAACUGGGAUCAUUUCUGAUGAUGAAUUGCUUGAUUUGUUGGACCUAGCUUUAUCCUCUGACACUUCAAAUACAGUUAUACGAGCCCGGGAACUUGUCAGAACAAGGAUAGAUCCUUUACAACUUAUAUCACAGUUGGCAAAUCUUAUUAUGGACAUUCUGUCAGGGAAAUGUGAACUUCGUGGCUCUGAAAUAAAAACAGGAUUUUAUAAUAGAUAUACAUCGGAAGCAGACCUGCAGAAACUAAGUCAUGCAUUAAGAAUACUGUCUGAAUCAGAGAAGCAGUUGAGAAUUUCCAAGAAUCAAACAACAUGGUUCACUGCAGCUCUUCUGCAGCUGAGCUCCGUUGAAUAUUCAUCGGCUAAUGCAAAUACUACGAAGUUGUGUACACGACCUGCUUCCGUUAGAGAUGGUGAUAUCUGCAGUACAUCUCCUAAAGGUGACAGCUUGGAGCAUCUUACCACAACAGAUCAAUGUGAUGAUAAGUCAUAUAGGUUAGCAGUGCAGGAGGAUCACAAAGGAACGUUGGAUUCUAUAUGGUAUAAAGCUACUGAGAUGUGUCAAUCUAGCAGGCUCAGAACUUUUCUCAGGAAACAAGGGAAGUUGUCUUCAGUUUGUAUUAGUCAAGGCCGUGCAGUUGCGGAGCUGGAGUUCCAGCAUCGAGACUAUGUAAGUAGGGCUGAGAAGUCAUGGAAGUUGAUUGCAAGUUCUCUGCAGUUCGUAUUGGGCUGUAACCUUGAGCUCAGAAUCAAUUAUGUUCCGUCAUGUGCCUCAGAUUCUAUUUAUGCUAAAUUGAAGAGGUCAUCCAUCAAUUUCUUCGGUUGUUCCCGCAGAAUUCGUUGGAAAUCUUUAUCAUCUAAUGAACAAGGAAGUGAAUCAGACUAUGCUGAAUACACCUCUCAAAAGCCCACGAUGAAUGUUCAAACGCAAACCUGUUCCUCUGAUUAUGAACCCCGGGUGCCACCAGUCGAGGCCGGCAAUGGAAUUGGAAUGCAGGUUAUAACAGCUUUGAGAAGUAGCGAAGGAAAUUUGCUAAGCUCAGGGAAAAUGCUUUUGAAUAGGCCAGAUCAAGAGACUCCAAGAAUUUCUUGUUCGAGAGUUGAUUCUUGCACGGAAGAGGGAUGCAAUUAUGAACACAUAGCUUCAUCAACCCCUGAUUUAGAUAAUCAGUCCGACUGUUUUCCUAGAACCCGCUGGCUUCAUAAAAAGUUUGGUUCUUCUUAUGCACCACAGCAGAGAUUUUGUUUUAUCUAUGCCCAAGUUCAAUUGUUCUGAGAUUUGCAGAUAUGAUCUGGAACCCAGUGUCUUUUCUCACCGUUCUAACAACUGCACUCAAGCAGCUGCGGAGAAGUAGGUGCUAGCUCAUACAAAAGGGGAGAAGGAAAGCGUGUAAGUAUGAUCGUUUCCUUUUGAAGCUAGUGAUCUGACUGUUUUCACAAUCGAAGAGGAAACUGCUAUAUGCAUAGUGAUGAUAGUUUGUUUCCGGUGACCUGUUGUUUAGUUUCAUGCGAUGUUUCAUUAUUUGAAAGAAACUGUAAUCUCGUGGAGGAUUGCAAUCUCUAGCUUCAAAAUGCAAUUCUAGAUUCUUUGGGAGCUGUUCUGAGUCUUGUGAUGUCCAAGAGAAUGAAUGUUUUAUGCACUCGUGCUUAUAACGUAAUUAAAACAUUGA